AUGGCGGCUGCGGCGCUCGCCGCGUGGUUGCGGUCGUACCUGUUUGUGUCGACGGGGCGCCAGAGCGAACAGGAGAAGCAGCAGCGCGAGCAGGAGAUCGAGCGUCAACGCAAGCUGAGUGACCGCCUCGCCGCGGAGCUGGUGGCAGCGGAGGCUAACCAGAACAAGCAGGACUGGAAGUCCACGCUCGAGCGCGUUGUGCCGGCCAUUGUGAGCUUGAAGCUCAACUCGCCCAAGUUUUUUGACACGGAGUCGCCGGGCAACGGAUCCGCGACGGGUUUUGUGGUGGACGCGGAAAAGGGAAUCAUUUUGACGAACCGCCACGUCGUGGGACCUGGACCCAUUAAUAAUGAGGAAGUGCGGGUGAUCCCGAUUUACCGAGAUCCGGUUCACGACUUUGGCUUUUUCCAGUUCAACCCGGCGGAUGUUAAGCACAUGUCGGUGCCUUCUUUGCGUUUGGAGCCGGAAAAGGCUACCGUUGGGACGGACAUCCGCGUCGUGGGUAAUGAUGCUGCUGAAAAGCUCGCAAUUGCUAGCGGUACACUGGCGCGUCUGGAUCGCGAUGCACCUAACUACGGGUACAACAGCUACAAUGACUUCAACACGUUCUACUACCAGGCGUCGUCAGGAACUACCGGCGGUUCAUCCGGCUCCCCUGUGCUCAACCAUGAUGGUGACGCCAUUGCUCUUAAUGCCGGCGGCAAGAUUGGCACAUCAGCUUCCUUUUAUCUGCCCCUCGAUCGAGUUAAGCGAGCAUUCGAUUUAAUUCGAGAAGGUAGGGAGGUCUCUCGCGGUACUAUUCAAGCGCUUUUCCACUACAAACCCUUCGACGAGGUGCGCCGGCUCGGUGUUAAUCCCGCCACAGAAGGGCUCGUUCGCACCUCCUUCCCACUCGAGACAGGAAUGCUGACAGUAGCUGAAACGAUUCCCGGAGGCCCGUCGAGCAACAAACUGCAGCCUGGUGAUGUACUGGUACGCGUCAACGGCGAAUUGAUCACGCGGUUUGUGCCAUUGGAGGCCAUACUCGACGACAAUGUUGGCGAGGAGGUUGAGAUUCAAAUCGAACGCUCAGGGGAACUGAUAACGCACAAGGUGCAGGUACAGGACUUGCAUUUCGUUACUCCGUCGCGCUUCAUCGAAAUUGGUGGUGCUGUCAUCAACCCGUUGUCGUACCAGCAAGCUCGAAACCACGCGAUGAGCCCUGGAGCUCCGUACGUUGCAGACCCGGGCUAUUUCCUUCAACGUUCUCGUAUUGGUCGCGGCUCCAUCAUUCACUCUGUAAAUGGCACCAAGACACCUGAUCUCGAGACACUCAAGAACUAUCUGAAGCAGUGCAAGGACCGCGAUCGCAUCGUGGUCAAGUUUUCGAAGUUGACCGAUAAGUCUGAAAAAGUCGAGGUUGUGCAUGUGGACCGCAGGUGGUUCCCGUUCUGCGAGUAUGUACGAGACGACAAGCUGGGAACAUGGCAUUGCGAACACUUUAGUCCUCCCAGCGAAGACGGUUCUGCACAUGAUGCUGAAAAGAGCAAGACCUCAGCCGAAGAGGAGCCGAUCGGUUCAACGACUACCUUACCGGGCAAGAACCCAGUGGAAAACAAGCUUGCGCGGUCGCUAGUUACGGUGGACUUCGACAGACCAUUUAGCGUGAACAGUUUAUCGACGUCGAAUUACCGAGGCACAGGGCUUGUGAUCGAUGCGGCGAAAGGGCUAGUGGUUGUAGACCGCAACACAGUGACCGACUCAAUGGGCGAUGCCAUGGUGACUUUCGCCAGCACCAUCAUGGUUCCGGCUCAAGUGGUAUUUGUCCAUCCGGUGCAUAACUUCGCCAUUGUGCAGUACGAUCCGAAGCUCAUUGGGUCCACGCCCAUUGAAAGCUGUCAGGUGGCUUCUAAACCGCUGGUGCCAUCCGAUCCUGUGUGGCUUGUUGGUCUCAUGAGCAGUGUGGGUCGUAGUGGCCAUUCCGAUCUUGUGUCUCGCGAGACCAUCGUAUCUGGUGUGAAGUGGAUUGGAUUGCCCAUGCCCAACCCACCGCGGUACCAGGAGCAUAAUCUCGAAAUGGUUUCUCUGCAGGACGUUGUUGGCACCGAAGGCGGCGUUAUUUGCAGCGACGAGGGCGAAGUGAGUGCGUUCUGGGCCUCUUUCUCAUUCCAGCAGCAGCGUCGUAGCUCCAAAGUGGAAAGUCAAUUUAACCGUGGUAUUCCGAUGGAUCUGAUCAUGGAAAGCGCAGCACCUCUCAUGCGUGGAGUGACACCCAAAAUCUACGACCUGGGCGUUGACUUCGAACACUUAAGUUUGGCUAAGGCUCGAGAGCUUGGUCUCGGCCAAGCUCUAGCCGAGAUUCUGGAGAAGGACGCGCCGGAUCGCCGAACUAUCUUGAGUGUUGCACGACGAUGGGGUGGCACAGAGGCCCAAGAUGUGCUCAAGAACGGCGAUAUCUUGGUCGCUGUGGACGGCAAGAUCGUGACGAGUUUCCGCGAGGUAGAGCGCUGUACGCAGAAGCCGGAGGUGCAGCUCACUAUUGUGCGGGAUGGACGCGAGAUGCAACUAGACGUGAAGACCCUUUUCAUGGAGCGCACGGAGAUUAACCGCAUCGUUUUCUGGCAAGGUCUCUUACUACAGGCGCCACCGCUUUCUGUGUCUGCGCAACGCAGCAUCUCGUUGGAGGAUGGCAUAUACGUGUCCUGUCGGUACUCGGGAUCCCCGGCUGCUCGGUAUGGCCCGCCGCCCACUAGUCGCAUCAAGGAAAUUGACGGUAUCAAGAUUACAAGCAUCGACGAUUUCUUGAGCGUCGUUACUGCAAAAUCAGGCAGUGACUCGGUGCGCAUCAAAUACACGGACCUCAGUGGCAAGGACCGUCUCAGCACACUCAAGCUCGAACCCAAGUACUGGCCGACGAGCGAGUUGGUGCAUGAGGGUGGAGAAUGGCAUCGGCUCCAACUUUAA
Phytophthora infestans T30-4 is the source of this 2943-nucleotide messenger RNA. Its product is annotated as pro-apoptotic serine protease nma111-like protein. Lineage: Eukaryota; Oomycota; Peronosporomycetes; Peronosporales; Peronosporaceae. The transcript has 5 exons. The coding region runs from base 1 to 2943 and encodes 980 amino acids. The record is from RefSeq and is a predicted model, not a curated record. Gene Ontology annotation, biological process: proteolysis. Gene Ontology annotation, molecular function: serine-type endopeptidase activity; protein binding.